Molecule: messenger RNA, 1545 nt
Organism: Cercocebus atys (sooty mangabey)
Lineage: Eukaryota; Metazoa; Chordata; Mammalia; Primates; Cercopithecidae
Gene: TSPAN1
Product: tetraspanin 1
Exons: 10
Coding region: 396-1118 (240 amino acids)
Cellular component (GO): membrane
Source: RefSeq, a predicted model, not a curated record
AGCGUGAGGCAAGAGAGCCCCUGCUUCAUGGGGCAGAUCAAGAGCUGAGACCAAAGAUGGUCUAUGUUGCUGACCUUGUCCUGUCCUCCUACUGUCUUAACUAUGAUCCCUGCUGUGGUCACUGAAGCUUUUCCCUCCAAUCCAUCCUCCAUUAAGGCUGCCAGCACUUUAGGGUGCCUGCCAUCAAGAGUCCACCAUACAUGUAGGGGUGGUAUUUCACAGAGAUCAUCCUUUGGAGUGCCUAAACAGAACCAGGUGAGCAGUGGUGUGUGAGAGCCAGGCGUCCCUCUGCCUGACCAUUCAGUGGCAACUCCCUGGAGCUGCUCUGUCCUUGGUGAGCCUCAGCAGUUCCCUCUUUCAGAACUCGCUGCCAAGAGCCCUGAACAGGAGCCACCAUGCAGUGCUUCAGCUUCAUUAAGACCCUAAUGAUCCUCUUCAAUUUGCUCAUCUUUCUGUGUGGUGCGGCCCUGUUGGCAGUGGGCAUCUGGGUGUCAAUCGAUGGGGCAUCCUUUCUGAAGAUCUUCGGGCCGCUGUCGUCCAGUGCCAUGCAGUUUGUCAACGUGGGCUACUUCCUCAUCGCAGCCGGCGCUGUGGUCUUUGCUCUUGGUUUCCUGGGCUGCUAUGGUGCUCAGACUGAGAGCAAGUGUGCCCUCAUGACGUUCUUCUUCAUCCUCCUCCUCAUCUUCAUUGCUGAGGUUGCAGCUGCUGUGGUCGCCUUGGUGUACACCACAAUGGCUGAGCACUUCCUGACGUUGCUGGUAGUGCCUGCCAUCAAGAAAGACUAUGGUUCCCAGAAAGACUUCACUCAAGUGUGGAACACCACCAUGACAGAGCUCAAGUGCUGUGGCUUCACCAACUACACGGAUUUUGAGGACUCGCCCUACGUCAGAGAGAACAAUGCCUUUCCCCCAUUCUGUUGCAAUAACGUCACCAACACAGUCAAUGAAACCUGCACCAAGGAAAAGGCUGACCACCAAAAAGUAGAGGGUUGUUUCCAACAGCUCUUGUAUGACAUCCGAACUAAUGCAGUCACCGUGGGUGGUGUGGCAGCUGGAAUUGGGGGCCUCGAGCUGGCUGCCAUGAUUGUGUCCAUGUAUCUGUACUGCAAUCUACAAUAAGUACACUUCUGCCUCUGCCACUACUGCUGCCACAUGGGAACUGUGAAGAGGCACCCUGGCAAGAAGCAGUGAUGGGGGAAGUGUCAGGAUCUAACAAUGUCACUUGGGCCAGAGUGGACCUGCCCUUCCUGCUCCAGACUUGGGGCUAGAUAGGGACCACUCCUUUUAGGCAGUGCCUGACUUUCCUUUCAUUGGCGGGUGGGUGGGUGGGGGGCAUUCCAGAGCCUCUAAGGUGGCCAGUUCUGUUGCCCAUUCCCCCAGUCUAUUAAACCCUUGAAACGCCCCUAGGCCUAGUGGUGAUCCCAGUGCUCUACUGGGGGAUGAGAGGAAAGCGUUUUAUAGCCUGGGCAUAAGUGAAAUCAGCAGAGCCUCUGGGCGGAUAUGUAGAAAGCACUUCAAAAUGCAUAAACCAGUUACAAUGUUGCCA